CCUUGCAUCAUUUUUUAAAAUGAUUAUCAAAAGUUGAUCAUAUGUUUAUCAAAUUAAUGACGUCAUUUAUUAUUAGGUAUCAUUCCACGUGCUAUAAGUAAAUUAUUUGCCGACCUUAACGAACGAAAAGAAAAAAAUCCUUCCUAUGAAUUUGAAGUUUAUGUAUCAUUCUUAGAAUUAUAUAAUGAAGAUUUUAUAGACUUACUUAAUAAAAAAGGAAAGAGUGAUUUAAUGAUAAGAGAAGAUGCAAAUAGUCAAAUAUAUUGGGCUGGUGUAAAAGAAGUUCAAGUUUCGGAUUCAGAUGAACUCUUAGGACAAUUACAAAAGGGUUCACUGUGUCGAACUGUCGCUUCAACAGAUAUGAAUAUGGUAUCUUCAAGAUCACAUGCUAUAUUUUCCGUAAUACUGAAACAAACAAGAGUAGAAAAUUUAAAAGAAAAUAAAGAAAAUGAUGCUCCACCACCUGAAACUUCAACCACUUCAAAAAGAAAGAGUAAACAAAAAUUAUUAACAUCAAAAGUAACUUCAAAAUUUCAUUUCGUAGAUUUGGCUGGUUCUGAAAGGUUAAAGAGAACUAACGCCGUAGGUGAUAGAGCAAAAGAAGGAAUAGCAAUUAAUGGUAGUUUACUAGCCCUUGGUAAUGUAAUUAGUGCUCUUGGUGAUGAAUCAAGAAAGGUCACUCAUAUUCCUUAUAGAGAUUCAAAAUUAACACGUUUAUUACAAGAUUCACUUGGUGGUAAUAGUCAAACUCUUAUGUUGGCUUGUGUUUCACCAGAUGAUUCUAAUUUAAUGGAAACCUUAAAUACACUAAAAUAUGCUAAUCGUGCUCGUAAUAUUAAGAAUAAAGUUAGUGUUAAUGAAAGUUAUGGUGGUAAUUCUAUUGAAAUAAAUCAAUUACGUGGUCAAAUAAGUAGAUUAAAGAUGGAGAUUCAAACUUUACGAGCUGGUGGUUGUAAUGAAGAAACAAGUCGUAAACAUGAAGAAGAAAUUGAGAGUCUUAAAAAUGAAUUAGGAAUGACAAAAUGGAAACUUAAAAAUGUUGAACAAGAACUUAUCACUACAAAAGCUGAAAGGAACACUCUUUUAAUGGAAAUUAGUUUUAAUGAUCAAGAUCUUUCAGAUGCUGAUCGUGAACAUAGGAUUAAAACUCAUAAUAUCGUUCAAGGUUAUGAAUCAGAAAUUCAAGAUAUUAAAAAUCAAAUUUCUGAACUUUUAGCUGCACAAGCUUAUCAACAUCAAAGUAAAUCUUCUUUGGCUGGAACAACAACAGGAAGAGAGAAAGGUCAUAUCAAAUUCUCCGAUCCUCAUAUUUAUUCAUCUGAUGAAGAUAUUCAUAAUCUUAAUAAUAAUAAUAAUAAUAAUAAUAAUAAUAAAGAGAAUAGUGAGAAGAAAGGUAAAAAGAAGAAGAAACGUACUUCAAUAAGAGCUGAUGGUCACUUCCCAGUUUCUGAUGAAACUUCUACUACUAAAAUCUCACCUGUUGGCCCUUCCUCAUCUCAUCAUCAACUUGAACAUGUCGUAAAUGAUCAAAGUUUGGAAGAAGCUAAAUCCUUAUUCACACCAUAUGAUGAAGACGAAGAAAAUAUUGAAGAAGAAGAUGGUGAAGAUGGUGAAAAUGUUGAUGGUGAAUCAUUCAAAUUUACUCGAAAAUUGAGAAGGCGUAGCAAGACAAGAGAUAAGCUUGAAAAGGCCAAGGAACAACUCAGACAAAGUUACAUGAUAAUAAAGAAUGGAGGUUCUUUACAUGAUGAUCCUAUUUUAAGUCAAUUAAUAAAACAACCUUCAUCAACUAGGAGAACUAAGAGUGAAAAUUAUAUUGAUCAAAUGAUUCGCAAUCAUCAAAAAGAAAAAAGAAGAUCAAGCAGUGUAUCUUUCAGUGAAAUUCAAAUCAUUGAAGUACCAGAAUGGCAAGAAUCUAAUCCACAACCACCACAACCUACUCGUCGUACUUCAAAUUCAGGUUGUUCUGUUAGUUUCUCCGAUCGACCAAUUUCUUCUGGUUCAACUGAAUAUUCUCAAGAUAGCACUGAUUGCUCAUCUCAACAACAACAACAAAAUGUUAUUGCUCUUACCCGUAUGUUACAUCAAAUUCAAGCUGAUAUUGCUGUUAAAGAACAACUCGUUUCACAAUUGGAACGUGCUGAACAAGAAUAUACUUAUAUGAGAGCUCAAUAUGAACAAAAAUUGGCUGAUAUGCAAGAAGCUAUAAUUACCUUACAACAAGAAAGAAAUUCUGCUGUUAAACGUGCUCAAAAUGCUAAUACUGGCGUUAGUACUCGUGAUAAGAAUUCAAUCCUUGUCGAACUUAAAUCUCGUUAUGAACACAAGAUGAAACGUUUAAUCCAAGAAAUUGGUGAACUUCGUAGAAAAUAUAAUGAAGCUACUCAAUCUACAACCACGUCAAAGAAUCAAAAUGAAACAAUGCUCAAGAGUAUGCGUGCUCAAAUUGAACAACUAAAAAGUGAAAAGAUGCGAGCGAUGAAGCGUAUGAAGGAUGAAGCUGAACGUGUCCGUGAAAUGACUGAACGUAAUCAACGUGAAAUUCAAAAUCUUCGUCGUAAAGAAAAAUCUGCUCAAGAACAAAAGAAACGUUUUGAAAGAACUAGUGAAAUGCAAAAAAUCAUGCUUGAAAAGAGACAGGAAGAAGUUUUACAAACAAAUAGUAAACUUAAAUCAGUUAUGGCCUUACUCAAACGAACCACUACUCCAAAGUCAAUCACCAAGGCUAUCCGUAAUCACAAACGACAAUCAAUAUCUAAUGAUGAAAACAGAAAGGAAUCGAGACGAUCCUCCGAUGAUAUUAGUCCUAUCUAUGAUGAAGUAUUUGCCAGUGGUUAUGAUAAGAAAAAACUUCUUGAUGAAGCAAUCUAUAAAUAUAUUAGUGGUCGUCAAACAUUGACAAUGAUGGAUGAAUGGAUCGUUAAAAGAAAUAAUUUACAAGAAGAGAAGAAUGAAUUACUUGAAAAACGUGAAAAAAUAAUUACUAGCGAAAUUGGAAAUGAGUUAGGAGGAGAUGCUCAAGCAUUAGAUGAUAAGAUUGAGAUGAUCACCUCGGAAAUUUCUUAUAUUACUGCCAAGAUUCAUUCUUUACAAUCAAGUAUUGCAGCCGAACAAGAAGAAAAAGCUGCUGAAAAUAACAAAGAAUCUGAAGAUAAAUCACGAAAGAAUAGUAUCAAGUCAAGUAAAAUUAAAAAGAAACUUUCUUUCCUCUUACCAGAAAAUGCCACACCUGAAGCAUCAUAUGACGUUGCUGUUCGCAUUUUACGAAAUUUGGAUGAAUUUGAAAGUUAUACAAUAUUAGAAUCCUUCUUUAAGGAUAUUGUUGAUCUUAAAACUGGAGAUUGGUCUCGACAAAUGACCUUGGAACAACAAGAAAAGACAAUUAUUGAUUUAAGAAAAACUUUAUUGGCCAUGCGAAGAGCUGCAGUUCUUACAACAAGUGAAUAUGAAAAGAAAAACAGAGAACUUGAAGAAGCUUUACGUUUCGGUGGAGGAUCAUUAAGUCCAUCAACUCCGGAAAAGAGAGAAUUACAGAUGGAUGAUAUUGAAAAUAGUACUUCCAAUGCCAUUUCCUUAUUUGAUCAUAAAUUAGAUCAAGCUUAUGCAGAAGUCGAAGCUGCAGUAUCAGCAGGAACUCUUGGAACUCCUGGUCAAAUGGGAUCAUUAUCAAGACGUAAUUCAUACUUCUUUGAUGAUGAUGCAGCUUACUUCUCUUCUUCACCAUUAUCUGCAAGUCCAUUGAAUACUGGUAAUAAUAGAACAAGUUUCUCUUCAAGACCACCAAUACCUCCCGGUUGGUUAAAUCUUCAACCGCGUGAAAAAGUACUCGAACAAACUAAUGAAACAACGCCGGACGUUCCAACAAAUCCAAGAAGAAAAGAUUCUGGUAAUAGUGAAUCUAGUGGUGAUAACAACAAUAAUACAAAGAGAAGGAGUUCAAAUGGUCGAAGAUUAAAGAGACCAUCUAAUGGUCCAUCUACACCAUCAACACCAAAACCAUCAACACCAAAAGAUGAAAAUAUUUCUCCUUUAGAACGUACAAGGUCCAUUGGUCAACCUUUGGAACGUACCAGAUCCAGUAAUCAACAUUUAGAACGCGCCAGAGCUGGUGUCCAACUUUCAAGUUCACGACGAAGUUCGCUUCGUGAUGGGUCAACAAUUCUUGCACAUAGUCGACAAAGUAGUUCAACAAGCACUUAGAACCAGGGGGCGAUGGUCCACGUGAUAGCGGAUAUUUUUAGAAGCGGUGAUAAGCGAAGAUCACAAAGCAGUAUGGCACGACGAGGUUCCAAAGAUCAUAUUAUAUGCGACAAAGUUCAUAUGGACGUAGUUCACCCGAUAGUGUAGUGAUGAUGCAGCAAGCGUAACAAGUACGACCAGUGAAUGUGAAAAACGUGCAUUCAUGUCACAUCAUACACAUACAAGAUCAGAAACACCGACAGCAUGAGAUAAUAUUUUUGAUCGUUUAUCAAAGAGUCAACCACAUUUGAGUU
This is a messenger RNA of Rhizophagus irregularis DAOM 181602=DAOM 197198, 4493 nucleotides long. RefSeq lists its product as uncharacterized. Gene Ontology annotation, molecular function: ATP binding; microtubule motor activity; microtubule binding. Gene Ontology annotation, cellular component: microtubule associated complex. NCBI's taxonomy places the organism in Eukaryota, Fungi, Glomeromycota, Glomeromycetes, Glomerales, Glomeraceae. Gene Ontology annotation, biological process: microtubule-based movement; mitotic spindle organization; spindle elongation. The record is from RefSeq and is a predicted model, not a curated record.